AUGAAUGGGGAUGGAAUCCAAUGGCACAGAGUCUUCACUCAGGUGCCACCCAUUUCCUUAUGUAAUGUCAACUGCCUUCCUGGUUAUGAGAAGAAAAAGAAGGAGGGGAAGAAGUUUUGUUGUUAUGAUUGUGAUCCAUGUCCUCGUGGGAUGUUCUCAGAUGAGAAAGGGUUGGAAACCUGUGCCAGAUGUCCUCUGGAUCAAUAUCCAAAUGAAGAGCAGAAUGAGUGCAUUCCCAAGAAACCAAAUGUCCUAGGCUUUGGGGAAACUUUGGCCAUUGUUUCAACUUUCUCUGCGCUUUUAUUCUCUCUGAUCACAGCUGUGGUACUUGGCAUUUUCAUUAAGCACCAGGACACUGCCAUUGUCAAAGCCAAUAACAGAAGCCUCACCUACAUUCUCCUCAUUUCCCUCCUCUUGUGUUUCCUUUGCUCUUUGAUGUUCAUUGGAAUGCCUAAUAAGGCAACCUGCCCACUCAGACAAACGGCUUUUGGCAUGGUCUUCUCUGUGGCCCUCUCUAGCAUCUUGGCCAAGACUAUUUCAGUGGUUUUGGCAUUCAUGGCUACCAAGCCGGGGUCCAGGAUCAGGAGAUGGGUAGGCAAAAAACUGGCUUAUUCUAUUGUCCUUUCCUGCUCUGUGAUUCAAGUAGGAAUCUGUGUCUUCUGGCUGGCAACCUCUGCCCCAUUCCCAGAUGUGGACAUGCACUCAAUGAGUGAAGAAAUUAUAUUACUAUGUAAUGAAGGGUCAGUUUUCAUGUUCUAUUGUGUUUUAGGCUACAUGGGCUUCCUGGCCAUUGUCAGCUUCACUGUGGCCUUCUUAGCCAGGAAGUUGCCUGACAGCUUCAAUGAAGCCAAGUUCAUCACCUUCAGCAUGCUGGUCUUCUGCAGUGUUUGGUUCUCCUUUAUUCCCACAUACUUGAGCACCAAAGGGAAAUACAUGGUGGCUGUGGAGAUCUUCUCCAUCCUGGCUUCCAGUGCUGGCCUGUUGGGUUGCAUCUUUUCCCCUAAAUGCUACAUUAUUGUGGUGAGGCCUGAGCUAAAUAACAGAGAGCAGCUGAUACGGAGAAAGAUGUAA
Molecule: messenger RNA, 1071 nt
Organism: Zootoca vivipara (common lizard)
Lineage: Eukaryota; Metazoa; Chordata; Lepidosauria; Squamata; Lacertidae
Product: vomeronasal type-2 receptor 26-like
Biological process (GO): G protein-coupled receptor signaling pathway
Cellular component (GO): plasma membrane
Molecular function (GO): G protein-coupled receptor activity
Source: RefSeq, a predicted model, not a curated record